Messenger RNA from Neohortaea acidophila, 942 nucleotides. RefSeq lists its product as uncharacterized. The coding region runs from base 338 to 880 and encodes 180 amino acids. The transcript has 3 exons. NCBI's taxonomy places the organism in Eukaryota, Fungi, Ascomycota, Dothideomycetes, Mycosphaerellales, Teratosphaeriaceae. The record is from RefSeq and is a predicted model, not a curated record.
CUUGGCUUCAAUUGCAACUUUAUAGCAUGAGUUACUUCCACGGGCAGAUGUCUUGUCCGAUUCGGACAGAUGUUUCGUCCGAUGAUCAAAGUGUUGAUUGUUGUUGAACAAGACAUAGAGAGACGAAAUUGAAUGCGCGAUUGCGGACCUCGUUGCCUUCCUUGGUGCCACGGGCGGGUGUGCCAAUGCAUGCCUAGCCCUCACCCUCCAACACGGUCAUUGCGCCACGGCAUUAGUCAGGUCACGGGAGAAACUGAUACAGCAAUUGCAAGACCGUGGGGUGUCGCAGAACGCCAUCGAGGAACGGUUGAAAAUCGUUAUUGGAGACGUCAAGGACAUGGCGAAAGUUCGUGAGGUGUUGAGCAAUGACGCCAAAGGCGUUGAUACAAUCAUCAGUGGGAUUGGCGGAAUUCCUAUGCCUCAACUGUCUCUCUUCCGUCCCUUGACUCUAUCGGAGCCCAUCUGCAGCCACGCGACAAGCAGUCUACUAGAAGCUGUCGGUCCUGACACCUCCAAAGAAACACCGCUCAUCGUAGUGAUAUCCGCAAACGGGGUUUCGCAUACUGGGCCGCGAGACUAUCCUAUCGCACUGACCCCGUUGUAUCGAUGGCUACUUACCGGAGUGUACGACGACAAGCGCGAGAUGGAGGCUCUGCUCGGAAAACACUUGCCUAGCGAGGCGUAUGUCGUUGUAAGACCUAGCGCUCUGACAGAUGGCGCGGCCAAAGGGGUGUCUUCGAUUCGUCAAGGCGAUUCUCAGAGACCGGUGCAGGGUUACAGCAUUUCCAGGGAUGACGUUGGACUCUGGUUGUACACGCAUGUCGUCGCGGCGGAAGACCGAACAGGAUUGCAAGGUCAGCAAAUGUGUAUUACAUACUGAAUAGACCAUCAUGGAGUAGUGUCGUCCGUCACUGCCAGAGCACGGCCUUUGAACUGUCUGCU